CCGAAAAGCUAAAGAAAAACCGCACAAGCCCAUUAGAAAUUUCUCUCCCCUUCCAUUUUCACGACCACAAUCUGCGAACACUACCGCCCACAACCCACCACUCCACGACGUAUAUGUUCUCGGAGCUCUGGCUCCAUUAACGGAGCCUAGCUCUCAUUCACCUAUACAUACACGCACGUGUCUCUAUAUAUCGCUUUGAAUCUACAGCCGUUUUGUUUUCAUUAUAUUUUCAGAUCUCAAAAAAACCAGAAAAAUGACGAACCCUUGGGGGAAAAUCGGUGCAUGGGCAGCCGAAGCAGAGAGAGAGGAAGCCGAAGAGAAAAAAGCCACCGAGGCUGCAGCAGCACAAGCGGCGGCUUCCUCCGCCGCAAGCGGUGGCGAUUCGCAGAGCUUUCCGAGUCUGAGAGAAGCGGCAAGCACGAAACAAAAGAAGAAAACCAAGAUGAGCUUACAGGAAUUCUAUGGCUCAUCUAGCUCGGCGCGCCAGGAGUUAAGCUUGACUCCCGCUGAAAUGAUGCGGCUUCCGACGGGUCCGAAAGAACGGUCCGCUGAGGAAAUGCAGUACGGCCGGCUCGGCGGAGGAUUUUCAAACUAUGGCUCCCGGUCUAGUGGGCCACCAAUGAGUCGAAAUCGUGGGCGGGACAUGGAUGGCGAUAAUUCUUGGGGCAAUAAUCGAAGAUCUUAUGGUGGAUUGGAGAAUGAUCUAAGGGGUCCAUCACCUAGGGUUUCAGAUAUUGAUCAACCCUCACGGGCCGAUGAGGUCGAUAACUGGGCACAAGCCAAAAAAUCAUUACCUUUGGCCGAUUCUGGACGGUCCACUCGGUAUAGUUCUCUCGGUGGUGGUGGUGAAGGAGGAGGAGGGUUUGGAGGGUUUUCUUUGGCUGACGAGGUUGAUAAUUGGGCAGCUACUAAACAGCCAAUCCCGCAGAAGUAUUCGAACUUUGGGUCUGGUUUUCGUGAUUCCAGAGUUGAAAAUGAUCGUUGGAUUAGGGGAGGAAUGGGGGACAGAGAUCAGGAACGACCCAAAUUGGUAUUGAAUCCACCGAGAAGCGAAGAAGCUGUGGUUGAAGUGGUGAAGACGAAUAAGCCGAAUCCAUUUGGGGCGGCGAGGCCAAGGGAAGAGGUAUUAGCGGAGAAGGGUUUGGAUUGGAAGAAAAUUGAUUCAGAGAAUGAGGCUAAGAAGUCGAGUAGGCCAACGAGCUCACAGUCUAAUAGACCUGGGAGCGCGCAGUCGAGCCAUUCUGAGGGGCCUGCAUUACAGGGAACAGAAGGGGCAGUAAAGCCGAGGCCAAAGGUGAACCCUUUUGGGGAUGCUAAACCGAGGGAGGUUUUGCUUCAAGAGAAGGGGUUGGAUUGGAGAAAGAUUGAUUUGGAGUUAGAGCAUCGCGGAGUUGACAGGCCUGAAACAGAGACAGAGAAGAAUUUGAAAGAAGAUAUAGAACACCUAAAAAAGGAACUUGAGAAAGAACCUGCGUCAAACGACAACGAGAGAACUAUGCAAGGGCCUGGCGAAGGCAAAAACAGUAUACAUGAUCUAAUACUUCAAAAAGAAAGGGACUUAGCACUGCUGACCCUUGAAUUGGAUAACAAAGUUCGGUUUGGUCAGAAAGCCAUUGAGCGGCCAGGUUCUGGAGCAGGGAGGGUUGCUGGCUAUUCUGAGAGGCCAAUUGAACGGCCAGGGUCAGGAGCAGGGAGGGUUGCUGGCUAUCCCGAGAGACCACCUUCUCAGUCUGGGGCAUCUGAUGAGACUAGAGGAGUUCAGUUUAUGGAGAGGCCUCGAUCGCGUGGCAGAGGAGAUGCAUGGACAAGGCAUGGUGAUGACAGAAGAGCUUUUCAAGGGGGCGGGGAUAGAGGAUUUUUAGGCAACAGAGACAUAGACAGGUCAAGAUCGAGGGAGAGAUGGUGAACUUCAGCUGUUGUUGAUUCUUUUGAGUUCUCUCUUCCUACUCAUUGACAUUUAGAUAAGCAAUAAUAUAUAUUCUGUCACCUUCGCUGAUUUUUCUGUUGAUUUUGCUCCGAGGAAAGGGGCUAUAGCAGCGAGUUACUGUGACUGAACUCUUGCGUUGAUCGAUUGUUGCGUUUUGAAGCUGUGUAAAAUUGCAUUUUUUUCUCCCUUUCUGUCCAUGCAAGGCAAGGAACCUGUUUUCUUUAUUCUUGUUAAAGACUUUUAAAUUGAAUGCACAUUUCAGGCCUUCCUGGUUUUUGAUUGUGUUCCUCUCUCUUCAUUCUUUUCUCUUUUCCGAACAGCUGUUCUGAGCCAUGUACAAUUUGUAUGGUUUUUAA
Molecule: messenger RNA, 2283 nt
Organism: Ilex paraguariensis (yerba mate)
Lineage: Eukaryota; Viridiplantae; Streptophyta; Magnoliopsida; Aquifoliales; Aquifoliaceae
Source: the annotation of a GenBank genome assembly